AUGGGCUGUAUAGCUUGCAAAUCGAACCCCAAAAACAAAAUUCAGUCAAACCUAGAUUUGAGUACAGAUCAAGACCGCAUCUCAUCACACCGCAUCAUAAAAAUCAAAACCAAAGACCAGCUGUCAUUUAACCCCUCCCUGUUUGUAGGCCUUCGUAAAGGGAAUAUUGAAGAUAACUAUAUCUUCGAAAAAACAAUACAUACAGGGUCAUAUGGACUCGUAAGGCUUGCCUUAAACAAAAUUACAAGCCUAAAAAGGGCAAUAAAAACAAUCUCUAAAGAACAUAUAGGCAAGGAUAUGAAAUUACAUGCGCAAUUUUACUCUGAAAUCGAUAUAUUAAAACAGACAGAUCACCCAAAUAUCAUAAAAUUGUAUGAAUUUUAUGAGGAUGCAAUGUAUUAUCAUUUAGUGACUGAAUAUAUUCCUGGAGGGGAGCUUUUUGACUAUAUAAUUAAAAGCAAAAUGCUUUCGGAGCCAAUAGCUGCUCAAUUUAUGAGACAGCUGCUAAGUGCAGUGGCUUAUUGCCAUUUAAAUAAUAUUGUUCAUAGAGAUUUAAAACCAGAAAAUUUGCUUAUAGAUGCACAGUCACAAGAAGCGACCCUUAAAGUCAUUGAUUUUGGGCUAUCUGCAUUUUAUGACUCAAAAGUCAACAUGACUAAGCAGUAUGGGACAAGUUAUUAUGUGGCGCCAGAGGUGCUGCGAAGAAAUUAUAAUGAAAAAUGUGACAUUUGAAGCUGCGGAGUAAUUUUGUAUAUAUUGCUGAGUGGUAGACCUCCAUUUAAUGGAAAUAGCAGCCCAGAAAUUGUUAGAAGAGUCCAAAAAGGAGAAUUCUCAUUUGAAGGCCCAAGUUGGGACGGGGUGACUCCAAUGGCCAAAAAGUUAAUAAAAAGGAUGCUUGAUUAUGACCCAAAUACAAGAAUUUCAGCUAAUGAAGCUUUAACAGAUGAGUGAAUAAUAUAUAUACCCUACAGACCUAAAAUAUAGGAAAAAAAUAAGUUAUUUAUAGCAUAAAAAAUAAUAAAUCUCUGAAAAAUGCAUUUAAUUUAAUAUAAAGCAAUAUAAUGCAUCUUAUAUUACAAGAGACGAAAAUCUCACCCAAAUUUCUUUGUGAAAUUUAAAAACUUUUAGGGUUGAACAGAAAUUGCAAAGAGCUGUCCUAACUUAUAUUGCAUCACAAAUAAGCAAUAAAGAAGAAAUAAAGCAGCUCGGCGAAGCUUUUCGAGAUAUGGACACAAAUGGAGAUGGCAAAUUAAGCAAAGAAGAAGUUCUUGAAGCAUUUUAUACUUUAGGCGGAAAUGGAUUCAGCCAAAAAGACAUUGAAGAUAUUAUAAGACAAGUUGAUGUAAAUAAUUCUGGAUAUAUUGACUAUACAGAAUUCAUUAUGGCUACUGCAAGAAAAGAAAGUCUAUUGUGUAUAGAAAACCUAGACUCGGCCUUUAAAGCAUUUGAUGAAGAUGGAAGUGGCAAAAUCAGCGCAAUUGAGCUGAAAAAUGUGUUUGGAAAGGAGCUGAUUGCUACAGAUGAAGUCUGGAAAGAAAUGAUUAACGAAGUCGAUUAAGAUUAAGAUUAAGAUUACGCUGGGUAUUUAAGGUCCCUACUACGUCCGAGGUCGCAUGCCACGGUUUCCCGUGUGGUGGCAGAGAGUUCACCAAGCCCGGGCCGAAACCCCCGGUUUCUCGGUAGAGGUAUUGUCAAGGGCCGUAUUAUACCGGCUUUGCUGACCACCUCCAUUUCCAACUUGGAUCGUCGCCUAAGUUUACGCCAACUCCGCUUCGUCGUCCGCCAGAUCUGCCCAUUGAAGGGCACCUUUUAAACUGGAGAGACCCCCGUCUCAAUGUCUAACUCGCCUCCCCUCUUUUCCGGUCAUCCCGAGAAAGAACUCAACAGCUUUCGCCAUUCGGGGCGAGCCACUAAAGCAGCUUAGGCAGGUAAUUCACCCUGCCUCAUUUCGGGCACUCACUGGGCUGAGCGCUGCUGGCAAAAAGAAGUCACGAAUAACUGCCCAUGGGUCUGGUCGCAAAAACAGCGGUUCUCGCGCUUAGGCCUCUCGCUUCGAGGUCCCGGACGUUGUUGGGCUAAUUCCUGGCUCCAAAAAACCAUGCCCGGAUAUACAUGGGUAACCACCACUGGGAGGUGGGUCGGUCGCCAUACGCCAUUUUAUGUAUAUAUUAACGAAGUCGAUGAGAAUGGAGACGGAGAAAUAGACUUGACUGAAUUUAGAGCUAUGAUGACACACAUUUUUGAUAAUAGAAAUUAA
This is a messenger RNA of Blepharisma stoltei, 2257 nucleotides long. The record is from the annotation of a GenBank genome assembly. Lineage: Eukaryota; Ciliophora; Heterotrichea; Heterotrichida; Blepharismidae.